Mus pahari (shrew mouse) is the source of this 2590-nucleotide messenger RNA. It is a transcript of the gene Ido2, whose product is annotated as indoleamine 2,3-dioxygenase 2. Gene Ontology annotation, cellular component: cytoplasm. The transcript has 10 exons. NCBI's taxonomy places the organism in Eukaryota, Metazoa, Chordata, Mammalia, Rodentia, Muridae. Gene Ontology annotation, molecular function: heme binding; indoleamine 2,3-dioxygenase activity; L-tryptophan 2,3-dioxygenase activity. Gene Ontology annotation, biological process: 'de novo' NAD+ biosynthetic process from L-tryptophan. The coding region runs from base 82 to 1299 and encodes 405 amino acids. The record is from RefSeq and is a predicted model, not a curated record.
ACCACAACCACCACAGAAGACAGAGCUGGGAAGCUCCCUGACCCUGGGCAUUCCUCUGGUGCGGAGACCUCAAGUGAAACUAUGGAGCCUCAGAGUCAGAGCGCGAAGCUGGAGGUGCCGUUGUCCUUGGGCAGAUACCACAUUUCUGAGGAGUAUGGCUUUCUCCUGCCUAAUCCUCUGGAAGAACUUCCGGAUCAUUACAAGCCUUGGAUGGAAAUUGCCCACAGCCUUCCUCACUUAAUCGAGAGCCACCAGCUCCGAGCUCACGUGUACAGGAUGCCUCUCCUGGACUGCAGAUUCCUAAAGAGUUACCGCGAGCAGCGCCUGGCACACAUGGCGCUGGCCGCUAUCACCAUGGGAUUCGUCUGGCAGGAGGGGGAAGGCCAACCCCAAAAGGUGCUGCCGAGAUCUCUUGCUAUUCCUUUUGUUGAGGUAUCCAGGAACUUGGGACUUCCGCCUAUCCUGGUCCACUCUGACCUGGUGCUGACAAACUGGACCAAAAGGAACCCAGAAGGACCAUUGGAAAUCAGUAACUUGGAAACCAUCAUCUCUUUUCCGGGGGGAGAGAGCCUGCGGGGCUUCAUCCUGGUGACAGUCUUGGUGGAGAAGGCAGCAGUGCCCGGCCUUAAGGCCCUGGUUCAGGGAGUGGAGGCUAUUCGGCAACACAGCCAGGACACCCUGCUAGAAGCCCUGCGGCAGCUGAGACUUUCUAUCCAGGAUAUCACCAGAGCCUUGGCCCAAAUGCAUGAUUAUGUGGACCCAGACAUAUUUUACUCGGUCAUCCGGAUCUUCCUCUCUGGGUGGAAGGACAACCCAGCCAUGCCUGUGGGGCUGGUCUAUGAAGGUGUUGCCACAGAGCCUCUGAAGUACUCUGGAGGAAGUGCAGCCCAGAGCUCCGUGCUUCAUGCCUUCGAUGAGUUCCUGGGCAUUGAGCAUUGCAAGGAAAGCGUUGGCUUUCUACACAGGAUGAGGGACUACAUGCCACCUUCCCAUAAGGCUUUCCUGGAGGAUCUCCACGCAGCUCCUUCUCUGAGAGACUACAUACUGGCCUGUGGUCCUGGGGGCUGCCUGACGGCCUAUAACCAGUGUGUGGAAGCCCUGGUAGAGCUGCGCAGUUACCACAUCAAUGUCGUGGCCAGAUACAUUAUCUCCGCUGCCACCAGGGCCAGGAGCAGGGGGCUGACUCAUCCCUCACCCCAUGCCUUAGAAGACAGGGGCACUGGGGGCACUGCCGUGCUGAGCUUCUUGAAGAGUGUCAGGGAGAAGACCAUGGAGGCCCUCCUGUGUCCUGGUGCUUAGCAGUCAUCUCCUGCAUCUUAGCGCUUAGAUGGUCUCAUCCCUGUAUCCCAGUGCUUAGAGGUUCAUAUCCCACAUCCCGGUGCUUAGCUGUUCUCAUGCUGUAUCCCAGUGCUUUGCAGCAAUGUACUGCAUCCUAGUACUUAGUUCUCAUCCUGCAUCCCAGUGCUUGGCUGUUCUCGUGCUGUAUCCCAGUGCUUAGCAGUCAUGUCCUGCACUCUAGAGCUUAGUUGCUCUCAUCCUGCAUCCUAGUGCUUAGCAUUUUAUAUCCAGCAUCCUUGUACGUAUCAGCCACAUCUUGUAUCUUAGUGCUUAGCACUCAAGUCUUGCAUCCUAGAACUUAGCUAUUCCCAUUCUGCAUCCUAGUGUUUAGAGGUUCACAUCCUACAUCCUAGUGCUUAAAGGUUCACAUCCUGCAUCCUUGUGCUUAGCAGUUUACAUCCUGCAUCCUUGUGCUUAGCAGUCUUGUCCUGCAUCCUAGAGCUUAUCAGUCAUGUCCUGUAGGAGCCAGAACCAGGGUUGGAGCUCUGUCUGAGCCCAAGCAUGGCUUUACUGCUUUGUUCAUAAAUUGUGGCUCCCACCUCGACCCCACCCCAGCCAGUUUGCUUGCUAGAAAGCUUUCUGCACUCCCCAAUCUCCCUGCCUCACAGCAGAGAGCUGCAGCCACGUCCUCCUCAUUCAGUAUUAGGUGGGCAAGUCGGAGAUACCCAAGCUCAAUUUUGAAAGAAUCAAGUUGCUUUGGGGCAUGUUAUUUCAUCUUUUCUUACCCUGGGCCUCUCCCCUUCUUCCCUACCUCCCUGGUCCCUCAGUCUCUCACCCCCCCUUUCUCCUUUUGCCACCCUCCCCCUCCCCCUCCCCUGUUUACUCUCUUUCCCCUCCCCUCUCCUCACCUCUCCUUCCCUUCUUCCUUCCCUUUUUGUCUGUGAAACACAAGGUCUGAUGGGCCUCAAACUGUGAUCUUCCUGUCCCACCCUUCAGAGGUUAUAUGUAUGUGACGUGUGUGUGUGUGUGUGUGUGUGUGUGUGUCCGUUUCUUUUGUUUUGCCUGAGUGGAGAUGACACCCACAGUUUUGCACACAUCAGGUCAUUGCUCCACCACCUGGCUACAGUCCCAGCUCUCUGUCUUCUUGAAGGAAAGUCUUGAGGAGUUGCCUAGGCUGGUAUUGAGCUCUUUAGCCCAGGCAGGCCUUAGUCUGAGUGGCUGGGAUGUACAGGGAUGAGCCACUGAGCCAUGCUGCUGCUGCUGUUAAUGAUGAUGAUGAUGGUGAUAACGACGAUGACGAUGACGAUGAUGA